Triticum dicoccoides is the source of this 939-nucleotide messenger RNA. RefSeq lists its product as uncharacterized. Bases 281 to 703 code for a protein of 140 amino acids. Gene Ontology annotation, cellular component: mitochondrial large ribosomal subunit. The record is from RefSeq and is a predicted model, not a curated record. The transcript is spliced from 2 exons. NCBI's taxonomy places the organism in Eukaryota, Viridiplantae, Streptophyta, Magnoliopsida, Poales, Poaceae.
AAUGGGCCACGCUGACCUCUUGGGCGGUUAAGCCCACGGCGCUCGCUCCCCGCACCAUAGCAACGCCCGGCGCCGCCUCCUUCCCAACGCGCCGUCCCGUCGAGCGCCACCGCACAGGUUUCCUCGCCGUCGCGCGCCACCGCUGCUCUCCUAUCCGCCUUCACCAUACGCUGCCGGCCCUGCUACCCCCGCUCUCGGAUUCCUUCGCGGGCGCUGCGGCCCGUCCUCCGGAAGCGGAUCGGAGGCGGCGAGCGGGCGGGGAAAGCGGCGGCCAGAGGAGAUGCUCAAGUUCCUUUCCAGGGUGGUGGUGGAGUACAACCCGCUGGACCCGCGCAAGGCGGCGGCCGUGGAGCUCCUCGCGCAAUGCAACGGCCGCAAGGCCAAGGACUCCAACCCCACCUGCUCCGUCGAGCUGCGGCGGCUGCCCUCCCCAGCCGCGGCCGAGGACCCCAAGGCCCAGCCGCCCCCGCGCGUCCUCGUCACCUACCUCAACGGCGCCGAGGAGGCCUUCGUCGCCGCCGACGGCGCCACCGCGCAGGGCAUGCGCGACCAGAUCCUCGCCCGCGGCCGCCUCCUCGAGACCGAGCAGCUCUUCCGCGAGGCCGGGGAGAAGUGGCCCGUCGUCAUCCCCGAGGAGGAGCUCGGCAUGUCAUUCCCCGGCAUCAAGCCAAAGAAAGCCGAGGAGAAGCCCCAGGCUUCGUGAUCCAGGCAGAGCUCUUUCAGUCUGGUGUGGUUAACUAGCAGUACAUCUCUGUUCUCUCACAUUUGGGAGCUUGUCUUCAGGUCUUCAUUGACUAGUUCAGUUUCAGGGCAUGUCCCUUGUUCUUUUCUCUUUUCUCGGAACAUGCUAUCCGGAAUAGCCCAUUGGUGUUGAUUUUACAACCCUGUUCUGAACGAUCAACUGUGAACCAAUUUAUUCAGAAUAAUUUUGCUCUGUGC